AUGUCGCAACCUCCGCCUGGUUGGUUUCCUUGGCCAGGUCCUUGGGGUGUGUUUUAUCCCCCUUGUCCUUACCCUUCGCAGGUUGCCCCGUGGCGUGGCUCUUUCCCACAACAUCAGCCUUCGCUGCCCCAGCAUCGUCCCUCACAGCAAGGUCUGCUGGGCCCUGCUCCUAGACAUCAACAGGCUGCUUUGAUUGCCUCUGCUCCUUCACAAGACUCGGUGUCUUCUACCGCAACUUAUGGUUUACAGUCUAGUUCUCUCCCUUAUUGGUUUAGUGCUAUGAGUCUUCAAGCUCCGGACCAAAAUUGGUAUAUGGAUACGGGUGCAACUUCGCAUCUCAUUAAUGAUACAGGUAUCAAUUCUUCUAUGUCCAGUUUCAAUCCUUUAAAUUCACAUAUAUUUGUUGGUGAUGGUUCGAAAAUUCCAGUAACAAGCACUACCACAUCCACUCUUCCUAACCCUUUUCCUCCUUUCUUACUCCGAAACACGUUGUAUACUCCUAAAAUAAUUAAAAAUUUAAUUUCAAUUCGUCAAUUCACUUCCGACAAUAAUGUAUAUGUGGAAUUUGACCCUUUUGGUUUUCCUGUGAAGGACCUCCGGACGGGGAAAAUUAUGACGCAGUGCAAUAGUGUUCGUUCUCUUUAUCCUCUUUCUGCUGCAAACACAUCAUCUUCCUCUCCUUCCGUUUUUGCUGCAUUAUCUUCCGACGUCUGGCAUAACCGCUUGGGUCAUCCUGGCAACCAAGUUAUUGAUUUCUUAGGAGUCAUAAUUUAA
Messenger RNA from Chenopodium quinoa (quinoa), 774 nucleotides. RefSeq lists its product as uncharacterized. Lineage: Eukaryota; Viridiplantae; Streptophyta; Magnoliopsida; Caryophyllales; Amaranthaceae. The transcript has a single exon. The record is from RefSeq and is a predicted model, not a curated record. Bases 1 to 774 code for a protein of 257 amino acids.